This is a messenger RNA of Yamadazyma jaroonii, 2436 nucleotides long. NCBI's taxonomy places the organism in Eukaryota, Fungi, Ascomycota, Pichiomycetes, Serinales, Debaryomycetaceae. The record is from the annotation of a GenBank genome assembly.
AUGGAAAAAGAGGAAUUGAUGAGUAAUAAUGAGUUUCUUGAUGAUUUAACUCCCUCAGAAGAGCAUUUCCUUAAAAAGGUUCUUCUUGAAAGACGUUUGGACCGAGAAUUGCUGUUAUUAUCUAAUCCUCAUAGCCUUAGAUCUUUUGGAUCUCCAUUUAAGACUGAUGCCACGAUUUCGGAGAAACUUUCAAAGGGAGAAUUCCCCUUAUUGAAAUUCUUUUUCGAUAAUUAUAUCACCAAGUUCCCAUUUAUCACCAAUAAUAGUGAAAAAGAUCAAACGGUUUUCUGGCAAGAAACGGUACAGCCGUUUAUUGAAAGUGUUACAUCGAAAAAUCUUUCCAAUUCCAAUGAUAGGAAAGAGAAUGUCACCAAAAGAAGGCAAAUGAACAGGAAAUUCACUUCGGGGUUGUUGCUUUUCUAUAAUUCCAUGAUAAUUACUGAGAAAGAUCUAGUAUAUCUUGAAACCGAUCAUUUGAAACCAAGUGAUGUAGGGAAGUUAGAUAAGAUCAAAGCUUAUGAAACACCAAUGCUUAGUGAUGUUCAUGAUGAUGAGCUUAGGUUUGAAAAUGGGUUGAAUGUGAAUAUUGUUAGUGUUAAGAUAGUUAAUCAGAAAUCAGGUUGGUUCAGGAAUGAUCAUCAUUAUGAGUUCAUCAUACAGAUCAUACAUGAACAAGGAGUUAAGUAUUAUGUUUCUAGAGCGUAUCAUGAGUUUAAAAACCUCGAGCUGGAACUUAAGCUGAAGUUCCCGGGGAUUAUGAAUAUUGAGACUGGGAAAUUACCUGCUAAAUUCAAGCAUGAUGCCACUACCUUGGUCAAGGAGAAGCUCAGAUUAUCCUUAAGGGGAUAUUUAACACUGUUGGUAAGUUUCAAAGAGAUAGUGGAUUCUAAAGAAUUCAAAUAUUUCAUUUCUGAAGGAAAAUUCAAUGAUCUCACUCCUGAACAGCAACAAGACUAUGAAAAACGUCUUGAUCAUGAAAGACAUAUUCUCUCUACUCAAUUUGAGUUCCAAAAACAACUUAGUAAUAUCAUGAUUGAUUUUAGUAAACGAUUUGAUGAUUUCAAAGCUCAAUUGAUCAAAGAUCCUUCAACUUUGACUAAAAUUUUCCAGGAAAUCGGGUCGAAAGAGACUUUAGAUGAUUUAUCGCCAUUAUUAUCGAUAUUUAUUGAUUGGUGUAAGAUAGAAUUAUCAGCAACCAUCUUUCAAAUAUUCUUAACUCAAGAUAACUCCAAUGAGUUACUUACUAAUUUGAGUAAAUUCCAUCGAUUAUUCCCUUAUGGCAUCACUUAUAACAUUCUUAGGUUUACUAAUCCGAUAAGUAUCAUUAGUAAGAUCAUUAAUCUCUUCUUGAUAACCAUUCCAGGUACUAAGAAUAAAAGUCUUUUAUCGAUGUUAUUCAUUAUGCUUUUAGAUGAGGAUUUGAGUGGCUAUGAAGUGGAAAUUGAAGAUGUUAAGAAGAAGUUGAACUUCCCUAACUUUGUAAGUGCCAUAGAGACGUUUAUUGAUGAGAAGUUGAUUGAAAGUGAUCUAGAUAUCGAUGAAAAUUUACAUGAAAUCUUUAAUAGUAUUGAAAAACCAACCAAAGAAGAAAGUCAGUUCCUUGAAAACCCAGACACUGCCAACUUAACUAACCUUAAACAACUUUAUCAGCUCAAAAUCAGACAUAAUGAUAAGUUGAUCAUGAAGAGUCUUUGGCAAGAACCAGAAUUAACCAAACUACUCAAGAAUUUCCUCAUCAUCUUCUACCAACCAUUGAUCAAACUUUUAAGUAAAAGUAAACUUCAUUUAUUCUUCCGAGAUUUCCAACACUUCAACGAUGAGCUAGUGGAGCUUCUAGUUAAGUUGAACGACGAAGAAAUGUACUAUCUUAGUUCAGUGGAAAUUUUUAAUAGGUUGAUGAAAUUGCUCGAUGACCAUAUUAUCAUUUUCUGGAGAUUUAUCCAUAAUUUAUAUAACAACGAUGAUGAUCAGUUAUUCCAUAAGAUAAUCAAGUGGAUAGAAGAUUUCCUUGUGAAGUUAAGAAUGAAAUACACCGAUGUUGAUAAGGUAAAAGUCAGGAUCAAAUGUGAUGAGCCUUUGAAUAAAGAUAUUUUCUUAGACCAACUUCAUCAGAUCAUGAACAAGACUAUAGAGAAACGGAAAUUGUUCAAGAAUCAUUACCAGAAAGAUAAAAAGGAUAGAAAAGAGAAUAGUCUUGAAGAUAAUUGGGAUAAGUUACAUAAUUUGAAUCAAAAUGAUGAAGAGUUUGGGAUGUAUAAUGAAGAUGUAGAAGAGUAUAAUCUAGAAUUGAAUAAUAAGGAUGAAGAAUUCCAAAAAGAGCUUAAAAAGAUCAAUGAUAUGGUGGUAGAUACCAGUGAAAUAGAUAAGUUGGAUGGGACUUUGGUCGAAGAGUUGGAGAGGAUUUUUAGAUCAAUCACCGCGCCGGAAUUAUUUUAG